AUCAUUAAUCAAUUGUCCUUUUAAUUAAUCCUAUGGAGAAAUCCGACCAAAUUGUUACAUGGAGCUCUGAGGAACUAUUAGGUUUAGGGAAUGUUAAGUUUUAUAGAUGUAGCUUUUGUAAACGAGGUUUUUCGAAUGCACAAGCAUUAGGUGGACAUAUGAAUAUUCAUAGAAGAGAUAGAGCAAGGCUUAGAGAAUUUUCAAGUGAUCAAAAUUUGCUUUCAUUGGAUAUCAAAAACUCCGUUUAUCCUCCUCCUCCUCGUCCUCCUCCUGGAAAUGAUGAGUUGUUGCAACGAGAAGUAUCAUUAUAUGAUGAGGGAAUAAUUUGUAGCCCCUCGAAAAGGCCAUGUGUUAAGGUCAUGAGUUGUGAUCAUAAUCCUCCUCCUCUUCCUCCUGCUCUUCCACAUGAUGUCUUGUUGCAACGAGAAGAAUCAUCUUAUGGUGAAACAAUUAUUAGUAGCCCCUUGAAAAGGCCAUGUGUUAAGGUGAGUUGUGAUCAUAAUCCUCCUCCUCGUCCUCCUCCUCAUGCUCUUCCACAUGAUGUCUUGUUGCAACGAGAAGUAUUAUCAUCGUAUGAUGAAACAAUUAUUAGUAGCCCCUCGAAAAGGCCAUGUUUUACAUAUGAUCAAGAAAAGGAUCAUUAUGAUCAUAGUCUUUCUCUUGUAAAUGAUGAUUCAUUACAACGAGAGGUAUCAUCAUACGAUGAGACAAUAAUUAGUAGCUCCUCGAAAAGGCCAUGUGUUACAUAUGAUGAAGAAAAUGAUCAUCUAAUUACAUCCAAGGUGAAUUAUUAUGAUCAUAAUCAAGAAGUGAUUAUUGGAGAUCUUUUGCAAUUACCUUUAUUCAAGGAGACUCCAUUAAUUAAAGAAGCAAGCAAAUGUUUGGAAAACGAGAAAGUAGAAAACAAGGGGAUAUUGGAGCAAAAUCAUGUUUCAAUAUUGGAUCUUGAGCUUCGGUUAGGGAUGGAACCACCCGAGUCCUUGACAGAGACAGAUCCAUGAUUUGAACUUCAUAAGUUUUGAAUUUGAAGUUUAUGUGAUCUAAGUUUACC
Solanum tuberosum (potato) is the source of this 1051-nucleotide messenger RNA. RefSeq lists its product as uncharacterized. The record is from RefSeq and is a predicted model, not a curated record. The transcript has a single exon. Bases 33 to 1001 code for a protein of 322 amino acids. Lineage: Eukaryota; Viridiplantae; Streptophyta; Magnoliopsida; Solanales; Solanaceae.